This is a messenger RNA of Drosophila ananassae, 942 nucleotides long. RefSeq lists its product as uncharacterized. Lineage: Eukaryota; Metazoa; Arthropoda; Insecta; Diptera; Drosophilidae. The record is from RefSeq and is a predicted model, not a curated record. The coding region runs from base 1 to 942 and encodes 313 amino acids. The transcript has 3 exons.
AUGGCUGCUGAGCGGUCGGGACUGAUCUGCCCAAAGGGGCCUUUAGAUGAGCGGCUCGAUCAACUUCUUCGACAGUUCUGGGAAGUGGAAACCGAUCCGAUUGUGAAGGCGUCAAAGGAAGAACUGGAUUGCGAGAGUCACUUUGUUAAAAACUUCGUGCGGUUAGAAGGUGGUGCCUUUACAGUCAGGUUACCAAUUAAACACAACAACGGUUUAUUGGGUGAUUCGCACUCACAGGCUCUACGUCGCUUCCAGUCGUUGGAGAGGAAACUGUUUCAUCAGCCCGAACUGCGCACUCAGUAUUCGGCCUUCAUAAAGGAGUAUCUUAACCUAGGUCACAUGUCCCUGGUUCCGCCGGAGUUGCAUCGAGAUUGCAAAUAUAUUCGACCGCUGACUGGCGACAUUUGUAAGAUGUACCGUUGUGUGAGGAUGGCGUCGUCUGACAGCUUUUUGCAGUGCAUUCUGUGGCGAGACUCCCCUCUGGAGGAGCUACAAACAUAUAAAUUGGACACUGUUACAUAUGGAACAAAGCCUGCGUCCUAUCUAUCCGUGCGAGCGAUGUACCAAUUGGCUAAGGACGAGGUGGAAGACUUUCCAGUGGGAUCCGAGAUCUUGCUUCGAGAUUUUUACGUUGAUGAUCUCAUUUCAGGUGGCAGUUCCAAGGAGGAGGUUGUUGGCAUUUUAGCGCUGAUUUCAGCGUUUCUGUCCAAGGGCGAAUUUCAGCUGCGGCAGUGGUGGUCCAAUAUCUCUAGCGUGUUGGCCGGCUCCACUUCAAAGCCGUCUCGACGUUCUGUCCUGUCAUCAAUAGCGCGGUUAUACGAUCUGCUGGGCCUUGCUGGUCCAGUGGUUACUAAAGCAAAAAUAUUCUUGCAGAAGCUGUGCCGAGAGCAUCAUUCUUGGGAUGAAAGCUUACCUCAGGACAAGAGAUCUGCCGGAGCUUAA